CUAUAUAAUCCAAAGCAGCCUUUCUUUUUCAUUUUCCAAAACACAAAAUAAUUCUCUCUAUCUCUCCCUUUCCUUCUUAUAUAAUCUGAGAGUCGUCUUUACUCAAUAAUUCCUCCUUUCUGUGAACUACGACGCCGACGAUCAUGUCUCGCGGGUGUUCGCACUGUGGAAACAACGGCCACAACUCUCUCACCUGUUCCGACUCUAGCGGUUGCGCCGCCGCCGUCAGCGGUGGUGGAAGUAACGGCGGCAUCAUGUUGUUCGGUGUUCGGCUCACGGAAGGAUCGUUCAGGAAGAGCGCUAGCAUGAACAAUCUAGCUCAGUACGAGCAACCUCAGGACUCCAAUCCCGAUGUCGCCGCCGGCUACGCUUCCGACGAUGUCGUCCACGCCUCCGGCGGAAGUUACGAGCGCAAGAGAGGAGUGCCGUGGACGGAGGAAGAGCACAGGCUAUUCUUGUUAGGUUUAGAGGUCAGGGAAGGUGAUUGGCGGGGGAUUUCGAGGAAUUUCGUGAAGACACGUACGCCUACUCAGGUGGCUAGCCACGCUCAGAAGUACUUUCUGCGGCGGUGCAACCAUAACAGGAGGCGCCGCCGAUCUAGUCUAUUUGAUAUCACCACCGACACGUGUAUGAGUUCAGCAAUGGAAGAAGAUAGAAUUCAACAAGAAACUACAUCACAUCUGAAAAACAACCUCAAAAGAUUUCCGGUCUCAACUCUUCCGGCGACACAAAUCCCGGUAGCGUUACCAGUCGCCGGAAACAACUCCGAAGACAAUCUCAGACUAGGAGAUAAGAAAGAAUCCAAUCUCAUCCGUCCAAUACCUGUUAUUCCGGUCCCACAAUCUUCAAAAAUGGCAGAUCUCAAUCUGAACCACACACCCAUCGUCGUAGACCCCUUGCCCUUAACCCUAAAGCUCUCUACGUCACCAUCAUCGUCAUCGUCGGAUCAGAUGUCACCGUCGUCGAGACACUCAUCGGCAUUUCAGGCCAUGUCCGGUGGGUUCAACGGCAGUAGUGGAGAUAGCAUCAUCAGUGUUGCUUGAAGAAUAUAAUUUAAUAUAAUAUAUAAAAUGUUUUUAUGUGCUGUGUAAAAGUUUAUUAUUAUAAGAUUAAUUAGUAGGUUGGAUUAGACAUGAAGAUUAGGUUAUUAAUUAGGUGAUUCCAUGGUUGUACAGGUUAGGGAGUGAGAGAUUUAUAAAAAGUGUCGUUUUGUAUGGUUUGGGGUUGAGAGACUCUUGUGAUUUAUGUUAGGUAAUGUAUGUAAUAUAUGGGCUUUAGUGGAGCAGUGAUAUGAUAAUAACAGCACCAGGUACGGUUAUUUU
Molecule: messenger RNA, 1322 nt
Organism: Camellia sinensis
Lineage: Eukaryota; Viridiplantae; Streptophyta; Magnoliopsida; Ericales; Theaceae
Product: myb-like transcription factor family protein
Biological process (GO): response to ethylene; response to gibberellin
Molecular function (GO): DNA binding
Source: RefSeq, a predicted model, not a curated record